This is a messenger RNA of Caenorhabditis sp. 36 PRJEB53466, 3524 nucleotides long. NCBI's taxonomy places the organism in Eukaryota, Metazoa, Nematoda, Chromadorea, Rhabditida, Rhabditidae. The record is from the annotation of a GenBank genome assembly.
AUGGACUACGCAUAUCGAAUGCUCAAAAAUGUGAAAUACUUUUACAAUUCAAUCAAUCCGGCCACUCUUUCAGGUAGGAACUUUCCCGAGUUUCUCUAAAAGACUUUUGCGACUUGAAAAACUGUUAUUGAUGCAAAUGCUUUUAAUAUUUCAAAAAAAUAUAUAUAUUCAAACAAUAUCCGAUGAUUAAGGUGCGAUCGACGUGGUAGUGGUGGAGCAGCCGAACGGCGAGUACAAAUCCACGCCGUUCCACGUGCGCUUCGGCAAGUAUGGUGUCUUCAGCUACAGCGACAAAUACGUGGAUAUUGCCGUGAACGGAGAGGAAAUUGAUCUAAAAAUGAAGUUGGCCGACAGUGGAGUCGCCUUUUUCGUUGAGGAAGCUGAUGAUGAAGUGCCCGACUACCUGCUCACUUCUCCGCUUCCAGAACAAGAAACGCCGCAAGGCGGAAGCAGUGGCGUGGGCAGAGUGCUCGCUGAAAGUGCUCGGAAACUCGAAGAGACUCAGAAUCUGCUGGAAAAUAGAGAAGCCGGCGAAAUGGCCGACUUGGCGAAGAGCAGAUCGUCGAGCCCAGACGGAGGAGCACAGGGAACCGCCAGAGAGCCCAAGCAGGAGUAAGUAGUAGAACACGGUCUCCCAGGGCGCUCUUAAACUGCCGAGUGUCGAUACAACUUUGACCAUUUGCAAGUCUACAAAAUGGAGGCUACGCCGACACAGAACUGUGUCGAAUCAGAACCAAUCUGGUUCGGUGUAGCCUCACAAAAUGUUUUUUAUUAUAAAAAUGAGGUCAUAAGAGAAGCCACAACAAAAAUCUUCGUACUAAAUACUAUCGGCAGAUAGAUUCUGAUUUGGGACAGUUUUGAUUCGGGAGAGUCGGGAGAGUAAAUAUUUUUCUAAACGUUCUGCCUUUCCAGACAAUCUCUGAGCCAAGUGCAACGCAAGCAGACUCUUCCAUUCUCGUCUUCCGUCUUCAGUGACCGUCGCUAUCGUUCACUCCCCGAUCUGACUGUUUUGGCUGCAGAAACAUCCGGAUCUUUGGAUACGGAAGAGCUGAAAAAGCAGCCGAAAGAGGACGCGAAACGACGAAAAACGCCGCGCCCAUUCGUGCAUUCGCAUUCGCAGUGCUCCGUUAGUUUGGAAAAGAAAAUGUUCCACAAAUCGAACGAUGAAAUCCUUCAAAGUCUGAGACGCGAAACGCAUGAAAUGGACCGAAAAGUGCCGAUGCGGAAGAAGAGCAGAGUCACCUUCGAGAAGGCUCCCGUUUCUAGGCCCAUUGAUAUCAAAGUGGUAAGAUUUUUCUUACCUUAAAAAUAAACUUGCAAAGUAUUAAGAAAGGGGAUGGAGAAGCUUAUGGGGUUAUUUGAUGUAUGCUUUUUCGCCGCUUUUAUGUUAAAAAUUUUCAGCUAUGUAAAAAAAACAAAAAAAAAUGUAUAUAAAGACCACUUUUCUUGCAGCAAUACACAGAUUCUGACUCGGAGAUGGACUCAUCGGUCAAUUCUAGCCCGUCUCCAUCACUCGUGGAUCAACGCGAAGCGGACCGAAUCGCCGACGGAGCUCUUUCCGAUUCAGAAGUCGACCGUCAGAGAGAUCGGAAUGCGACACCGGAGCCUCAUGACGUCACCGAUUGGAAAUGGGGAGAACUGCCCGAGACGAGGGAGCAGAACAUGCGGAAAAAAGAGGAAGAAGCUGAAAAGGAGGGCGGAUCCACUUCGAAAUGGAGCUGGUUUUGGAGGGGAAGUGCGCCUAUUACCGCCUCGACCGACAAUCACAAACCAAUGGAGGUGGAAGAAGAUCAAGGAAUUCCGUUGGAUGAACUACUCAGUCAGGCGUCCUCUCAUCCUGUAAACAUUGAGAAAUAUCUCGGAAAACCGCCCAGUGUGUGAGUUCUUUUUUUCAGCAUUAAAAAAAGGUGUAGGUUUUAAAACAAUUAACCGCCGACUAUCCAAAAGUUGCAAUUUUCAGUGCGUCCAUCGACAGUGGUCACGUUUCUCGCGGCGUUUCGCAGCCGUCUUCGCCCAUCUCUCAUCACGACGGAGACUAUCCGACACCGACAACCUCUCCGAACGCAAGCGUCAAGGAGGACAAGACACCAACGCGGGAAAGUGUCCGCUUCGCAACCGCCGUUUCACCUUCAAAAGACGCGACCGAUGGAAUCCGUUCGCGUGCCUUGUCUGAUGACAUUUUGUGAGUGAUCUCGAAAAUUAUUAUAUUGCUUCUGCACAAAUCUUGAAACAACGUUGUACCGUUUUCAAACCUCAGCCUUUUAAUCCACGAGCCAGUUGACUCGUUUUGAGGCUACGCCGAACCAGAACCAAUUAGCACUGCAACUAGUUCUGAUUUGGGGGCAGUACCGGGUCGGCGUAGCCUCACAAAAUUUGAUUUAUUAUGAAAAUGCCGCAUUGUCUGCUAAAGAUUAUGUUCUUAAAUAUUUCAGCCCACUCAGUGAAGAUGAACCGGACGAGAGCUUCCGUCCGCAGUACAUGCAAUCCCUGCGUCUCUCGUCGGAGAAGCUCAGAUCCCUAGGACUCGUGCUGGGCGCGAACGAGCUUCGUUUCUCGAUCACCACGAAAUUCCAGGGAACAACGUGGUGCUCGUGUAACAUUUACCUCUACAAGUGGUACGAGCAGCUAGUCAUUUCGGACAUUGACGGCACAAUCACAAAGUCCGACGUGCUCGGACAUGUAAUCCCGGCAAUCGGAGGCACGUGGGCGCACACCGGAGUGGCCGAGCUGUACACAAGGAUCAAGAACAACGGCUACAAGAUGGUCUACCUGUCUUCGAGGGCCAUCGGUCAAAGUCACACCACCAAACAGUACCUGAAGAGUAUUGCUCAGGACUCGAAACAGCUUCCCGAUGGGCCGGUUCUCCUCUCGCCGACUAGUAUUAUUACCGCUUUCCGCAGGUUUGUGAUAGCCGAAAAAAUAGUUCAUCACAGUGGUAGAGUAAAAAGAUAAAUCCAUGCGGGCAUUUUAAGCUAACCCUCUAUUUUUCUUUAGAGAAGUGAUCGAACGUCGUCCGGAGGAGUUCAAAAUUGCGGCCCUUACUGACCUCAAAAAAUUGUUCCCUUCUGGAAAUCCAUUCUACGCCGGCUUUGGAAAUCGCAUCACCGACGUCGUUUCGUACGAGGCAGUAGCCGUUCCGGCCGCCAGAAUACUCAUCAUCGAUCCAUCGGGAAAAGUGAAACGAUCCGAUUCGGUAGGAUUAGAACUCAGCUACAAGUCGAUGGCCACCGACACGGUCGACUACAUGUUCCCACCGCUUUCUGUUCAGUGAGUCAAGUUACAAACCAAUUUCAAAUAUUGUUUUGCCGUUUUUCAUUUCUAUCGGUGAUAUUUUUCAAUUCUUAAAUAUUUGCAGUGUGAAAGACGACGCCCGCAAGACAGAAAGGCUGACGUCGGCGUGGAGCAAACCGCUGGAGCACAGCAACUUUACGCACUGGCAUGUGGAACCGAAUGACGUGAUUGACGAGGAGCUUCGUACAUACGAAGAGGAACGAAAGAAGUUGAUGUCAACGAAAAAGAAAUGA